Messenger RNA from Lymnaea stagnalis (great pond snail), 951 nucleotides. NCBI's taxonomy places the organism in Eukaryota, Metazoa, Mollusca, Gastropoda, Lymnaeidae. The record is from the annotation of a GenBank genome assembly.
AACAUACGUAUUUCCGACGAGAUCAAGGACGUCAUUUUGACGGUCAACUACGUCGCGGUAUGCGGUGUGAUCAGCCUGGUUGGAAUCACCGCCAACGUCCUGAAUAUGAUCGUGUUCGCCAGGCUCGGCCUGAACGACGCCAUCAACGUGAGCCUCCUCGGACUGGCCGCCGGGGACAUCUGCUCCCUGGUGGCCAUGUUCGGGGACAGCGUGUGUUUCAACCCGGCGUUUCAAAGCACGGGGCUCCCCGUUGUUCUGAGCGAGGUCCAGUACGUGGUCAGCGGCUGGCCGCAGGUCUGCUUCAUCCGCGUGACCAGCUGGAUCACGGCGUUCGUCAGCCUCGAGCGAUGUCUGUGCGUGACCAUCCCGUUUCAGAUCAAGACGGUCGUGACGAGGAGAUGUGCCAAACUGUUCGUGGCGACCACUUUCAUGUUCGUGGCUGUGACGUCUCUGCCCGAGUACUUCUACAAUCAGAUUCAGUGGAAGUUCUACCCGGAAAGAAACCGGACGUUGCUGGGAAUCGUUCCCGUGAUGCGCUUCGAGGAACUGGCCGGCGUGACGUAUUUCAUCAACCAGGUCGUCCUGCAAUGCGUCGCCUUCGCGGUGAUAGCCGUCUGCACGUGUCUCAUGAUCGUGGCGCUCAACAACACCACGAGAUGGCGGCAGGAAUCCGCCAAGGGAAAUAGCUGUGAUAUAUCCAGGAAAGACAAGAGGAUGGUUAAGAUGGUCAGCCUUCUCUCCACCUGGUUCAUCGUCGCCUACACGCCGGCCAGCGUCCUGUUCAUCGUCAUGGUCUUCAAGCCGACGUUCCACCCGAGCUUCAACUACAAUCUGUUUCACAUCACCUGGUCUGUAUCCUACCUGCUUGAGGGCUGCAACGCUUCAUUUAACAUUCUGAUCUACCUGAAGAUGAGCACCAGGUACAAAUCGAUGUUCGCGAAAACAUUUUUG